Suillus plorans is the source of this 666-nucleotide messenger RNA. RefSeq names its product Prefoldin subunit 3. The transcript has 5 exons. The coding region runs from base 1 to 666 and encodes 221 amino acids. The record is from RefSeq and is a predicted model, not a curated record. Gene Ontology annotation, biological process: tubulin complex assembly; protein folding; microtubule-based process. Gene Ontology annotation, molecular function: tubulin binding. Gene Ontology annotation, cellular component: prefoldin complex; cytoplasm. Lineage: Eukaryota; Fungi; Basidiomycota; Agaricomycetes; Boletales; Suillaceae.
AUGUCUGCCAAGUCGGUAUUUCAAGAGGAGAAAAAUCCACGGGGUAUCCCAAAAGCUCCAUUCAUCGCGCGUAUCAACCAAAGUAGAUCAAUGGCAAAUGUCGAAGAAUAUCUGGGAGGUUCAGAUGGCGCGGUCGAGACUCCCCUGAAGAAUUUCCAGGAUGCUAUCGCGAAGUAUCGAUAUAUGGAUGCCAACCUAACACAACGACGAAAAGGUCUGGAAGACAAGAUCCCCGAUAUCAGAAAGACAUUACAUAUGGUGGAAUUUCUGCAAGAACAAAGAGAAGGCAAGAACAAGAACGACGAUCUGGAGGAUGACCUCAGUGACGAGGAAAACUCCGACAAUCCCAAAAAGCCGCUUACCACAACGUUCGAAUUAAAUGACACGCUUUUUGCGGAGGCAGAACUUGAGGACAGCGACACCGUCUAUCUAUGGCUAGGGGCGAAUGUUAUGCUAUCGUACAAGUUGUCAGAGGCUGCGUCGCUCCUGCGAUCCAAAUUGGAUCUUGCAGAGGCCAGCUUAAAAGCUACGAUCGAAGACUUGGAGUUUAUGCGAGAGCAGCUGACGGUGAUGGAAGUCAACACUGCUAGAGUUUAUAAUUGGGAUGUCAAGCGGAGAAGAGAGCGUCGACUAGCCGGAGAAGGCAAUGGAACGAAGGGCAGCUAG